Colossoma macropomum (tambaqui) is the source of this 2659-nucleotide messenger RNA. RefSeq names its product extracellular calcium-sensing receptor-like. Bases 104 to 2659 code for a protein of 851 amino acids. NCBI's taxonomy places the organism in Eukaryota, Metazoa, Chordata, Actinopteri, Characiformes, Serrasalmidae. The transcript is spliced from 6 exons. Gene Ontology annotation, molecular function: G protein-coupled receptor activity. The record is from RefSeq and is a predicted model, not a curated record. Gene Ontology annotation, biological process: G protein-coupled receptor signaling pathway. Gene Ontology annotation, cellular component: membrane.
AUUUCUAUCUGUAUAAAUAUCACAAGUUAUUUCUGUCCAACCAGCUGAAACAUCAGACCCUGCAUAUACUUACAAUAUCUCUGUUCAAUAGUUGAAUGGGUGGAUGGAGUCUAACUUUGCAGUUUUGCAUGUGAUAUUGGUCAUUAUAAAUUUUUCAAGCACAAAUGGGACUUUCUGUGGUCUGCGAGGAGAGCCUGCAUACCCACAACUUUCAAAGGAUGGUGAUAUCAUAGUUGGAGGGAUUUUCCCCUUUCACAGAACUUGGGAAAUGUCAGACAUGUCCUAUACAGUCAGGCCAUCACCGCUUAAGUGUGUGAGUCUUGAUUUCAGACCUUUCCAGUUUUCACAGUCCUUGAUUUUUGCAAUAGAAGAGAUCAACAACAGUUCCUCUUUACUCCCUGGAGUCUCACUGGGCUACAAGAUCUAUGACACAUGCAGUUCCACAGCGAUGGGAGUUCGAAUGGCUAUGGCACUUGUUAAUGGAAAUGACAACUCAAAAUUGGAUGAGCCCUGCACAAAGCCAGCCCAGGCACAAGCCAUAAUUGGUGAGUCAUAUUCAUCGGUGUCAACAGCUAGCGCAAACAGUGUUGGAUCUUUCAGCAUUCCCUUGAUCAGUCACUCUUCAACCUGUGAGUGUCUCAGUGACAAAACAAAAUAUCCAUCAUUUCUGCGCACUAUUCCCAGUGAUUACUACCAGAGCAGAGCACUGGCACAUUUGGUCAAGUAUUUUGGCUGGACCUGGGUGGGUGCAAUCAGAAGAGAUGAUGACUAUGGUAACAGUGGGAUGGCUGCAUUUACUGAAGCUGCACAACAGCUGGGCAUUUGUCUAGAAUAUUCCCUUCCAUUUUUUAGAACCUACUCACAAGAAAAAGUGCUGAGAAUAAUCCAGCAGAUCAAAAGCUCUACUUCUCGAGUGAUUGUGGCAUUUGUCGCUUAUUGGGACUUCGAGAUUUUGCUGAAUGUAUUUUAUGAACACAACAUUACUGGAUACCAGUGGGUGGGAACUCAAGGUUGGAUCUCUGAUUCAACUGUAGCCAGAAUGGAUGAGCACAAAAUACUGCAAGGAGCCAUAGGACUGGCUAUUCCCAAUACAAAAGUGACAGGUCUGAAGGACUUCAUUCUGGAUAUAUAUCCACUGAAAUCUGUAGGUAGCACCAUUUUUACUGAAUUCUGGGAAACUUUGUUUAAAUGUAAAUAUACGAUGCGAAAUGACUCAGAAGACAUAACAGUGUGCACAGGUAGAGAGAACCUGUCAGAAAUGGAAAACGCCUUCACAGACAUGACACUAAUGCCUGUUUUCUGCAAUGUGUAUAAAGGAGUAUAUGCUGUUGCCCAUACCUUACACAACCUUCUUGGCUGCACACAGACAUGCCCUACAAAGAAGCAGCCUGAUCCUCUCACUUUUCUAGAACAUCUGAAAAGGGUGCACUUCAAAACCAAAGAAGGCGAAGAGGUUUAUUUUGAUAAAAAUGGUGACCCUGUGGCUAAAUAUGAAAUAAUAAAUUUGCAAACUAUUGAAGAUCACCAUGAGUUUGUCACUGUAGGACUUUAUGACUUUUCUCUCCCGGCUCACAAUCAAUUAGCAGUAAAUGCAGCCUCUAUUGUGUGGGCACAAAAUACAAAUCAGGUGCCGGUGUCUGUGUGCAGUGAGAGCUGCCCUCCAGGAACCAGGAAGGCUGUGCAGAAAGGGAAGCCUAUCUGCUGUUUUGACUGUAUACCAUGUGCUGAAGGAGAGAUCAGUAAUAUGACAGACUCGAUUAAAUGUGAACAAUGCUACCAAGACUACUGGUCAAAUCAACACAGGAAUGAAUGUGUGAAGAAGGAAAUUGAGUUCUUGUCGUAUGAGGAAACAAUGGGAAUUUUGCUAACAGCUGUUUCAAUUAUUGGUACAGUUCUGACAAUAAUAAUAGCAAUUAUAUUCUUCAGACAUAAAAAAACCCCAAUAGUCAAAGCCAAUAACUCAGAGCUGAGUUUCUUAUUGCUCUUCUCUCUGGCUCUGUGUUUCCUCUGUUCACUUACUUUCAUUGGUCGGCCCUCUGAGUGGUCCUGUGUGCUGCGCCACACAGUGUUUGGGAUCACCUUCGUCCUCUGCAUCUCCUGUGUUCUGGGGAAAACAGUAGUGGUGUUAAUGGCCUUCAGAGCUACACUUCCAGGCAGUAAUGUCAUGAAAUGGUUUGGGCCUCCACAGCAGAGACUCAGUGUUCUCACCUUCACUCUCAUACAGGUCCUAAUUUGUGUCCUUUGGUUAACAACAUCCCCUCCUUUCCCCGUCAAAAAUCUAAAGCACUACAAGGAAAAGAUCAUUCUAGAAUGUCAGUUAGGUUCAGCAGUAGGUUUCUGGGCUGUGCUGGGUUACAUAGGACUUUUGGCUCUACUGUGUUUUGUUUUAGCUUUUUUGGCUCGGAAGCUGCCUGAUAAGUUUAACGAAGCCAAGUUCAUCACAUUCAGCAUGCUCAUAUUCUGUGCAGUUUGGAUCACCUUCAUCCCAGCUUAUGUCAGCUCUCCUGGAAAGUUCACUGUAGCUGUGGAGAUAUUUGCUAUUUUGGCCUCAAGCUUUGGUUUGCUGUUCUGUAUCUUUCUUCCAAAGUGUUACAUAAUCAUACUAAAACCAGAAAAAAACACAAAAAAGCAAAUCAUGGGUAAAGUUCCACUUAAGUGA